Messenger RNA from Eurytemora carolleeae, 921 nucleotides. RefSeq names its product circumsporozoite protein-like. The record is from RefSeq and is a predicted model, not a curated record. Bases 1 to 921 code for a protein of 306 amino acids. Lineage: Eukaryota; Metazoa; Arthropoda; Copepoda; Calanoida; Temoridae. The transcript is spliced from 3 exons.
AUGAACCCCGGAGAAGGUCUAGGAGCUAACAGUGUGUUGACUGAACCCCGGAGAAGAAGUGAAGAAGCUGCUGGAAGUGAAGAAGCUGCUGGAAACGAAAAAGCUUCUGGAAGUGAAGAAGCUGCUGCUGGAAGUGAAGAAAGUGCUGGAAGUGAUGAAGCUUUUGGAAGGGAUGAAGCUGCUGGAAGGGAUGAAGCUUCUGUAAGGGAUGAAGCUGCUGGAGGGGAUGAAGCUUCUGGAAGUGAUGAAGCUUUUGGAAGGGAUGAAGCUGCUGGAAGGGAUGAAGCUUCUGGAAGGGGUGAAGCUGUUGGAAGUGAUGAAGCUUCUGGAAGUGAUGAAGCUUUUGGAAGGGAUGAAGCUGCUGGAAGGGAUGAAGCUGCUGGAAGGGAUGAAGCUUCUGGAAGGGAUGAAGCUUCUGGAAGGGAUGAAGCUUCUGGAAGUAAUGAAGCUUUUGGAAGGGAUGAAGCUGCUGGAAGGGAUGAAGCUCCUGGAAGGGAUGAAGCUUCUGGAAGGGAUGAAGCUGUUGGAGGGGAUGAAGCUUCUGGAAGUAAUGAAGCUUUUGGAAGGGAUGAAGCUGCUGGAAGGGAUGAAGCUCCUGGAAGGGAUGAAGCUGCUGGAAGGGAUGAAGCUUCUGGGAGGGAUGAAGCUUCUGGAAGGGAUGAAGCUUCUGGAAGGGAUAAAGCUGCUGGAAACGAAGAAGCUUCUGGAACUUCUGGAAGUGAUGGAGCUGCUGAAAGGGAUGAAGCUGCUGGAAGGGAUGAAGCUGCUGGAAGGCAUGAAGUUUCCGGAAAGGAAGAAGCUCCUGGAAGUGAAAAAGUUGCUGGAACUACUGGAACUGAGGAAGCUGCUGUGACUAAAAAAGCAUUUGGAUCUGAAGAAACUGCUGAACUAGUGAAAGCUGUUAGGACUACUGGAAGUUAG